Molecule: messenger RNA, 255 nt
Organism: Knipowitschia caucasica
Lineage: Eukaryota; Metazoa; Chordata; Actinopteri; Gobiiformes; Gobiidae
Source: the annotation of a GenBank genome assembly
AUGGGUAAGAUUUGGUUUGUGGUGGAUCUGGUUGAACGCUCGGAUCGAGAGCUGGGUCUUGGAACCAGAACAGACACUCUGUCCUCUGUCCUUUCUUCUCUGUCUUCUCUCCUCUGUCCUUUCUCCUCUGUCCUCUCCUCUGUCCUUUCUCCUCUGUCCUUUCUCCUCUGUCCUCUCCUCUGUCCUUUCUCCUCUGUCCUCUCAGCUCUGUCCUCUGUCCUUUUUCCUCUGUCCUCUAACCAGCUGCAGACCUGA